GUCGGUUCGAUCGUUCUUGUCUCAGCAGUGGUAGACUUCAUUCCUAGUCUUCCUCUUCGUGUUCUGGAGCUUGAUCAAGACAGCUCGCCACCGAAUUCAGAACCGACCGGCUGUAAGUAAGAAGGAAGGAAUAGAGGCUUUUUUCGAACAAAGUGGCUUGCCAGGGUGCCAUUUUGAGUUUGGCAGUUUCCAGGCUCAUUUUCCGUAUUGACGGUGUUGAAAGGUUCUGGGGAAAUGGCGUUAUCCAUUGGCAAUUCUCGAUUUCAUUGGCUUUGGGCUGGGGUGCUGUCUGAUCAACCCGAUCAACCGCCCUGAGACUCGAAAAGGAAGCUCAGAAAAGGGUAUUUAACCCGAAUUUACGGAAGCAGUGGUGAGAAACGCCUCCAUUGCUCCAGAGUCUUGGUACUCGGGAAGAUUUCACCGGUCAACGAUCUGAGCCACACCCUAAAAUUUUACGAGCAUUUGGUGUGGGUGGCGAGUUCCCUGCAACUGAGUUGGGUUGGAUUGGAACACGCCACGUGGGAUUGGAUAUCAUCUGUUGAGCAUGGUUUCACGGCAGUGGAACCCUACUCUAAACAUGAUUAUACUGUUCUAAAUCUGGCCCAAAUUAACGUGAUCAUCUAUCUGGAAGCCUCGACUAAGAAAGCUAUCCAGCUAAACGAAGCCUGUCGUCAAGCCAAGUCUGUGGCCUUUAUUUGGGCUACUUCUUCAACCGACAACUCUGGACUUACGAGUUUGUUCGUUGAUCCAGGACUGAACCGAUUCUCUAUCAAUCCAGAUGGAUUUUGCCGUCAAGACUCCAGGGCAGUUUUGGUUGGAAGCACAACUAAGACUUCUCCGCCUUUGGUUGCUUGCAAUAUUGCUCACGGAUUAGAGUCGGGCCAAAAAGUUCGCAUUUGUGGAGAAAACUUCAUAACGGAAGUUGUGUCAAACAAAGAGUUUUAUGCAAUUCAAAUCCAAUCUGGAUCGGAAGAGAAACGAGUCCGAAGAGCCAUAUCGGGACAAGCAAUUCUCAAAGUGCAGUCUGUUGCAGAUGACGAAGAGCAUUCCUUUAGUGACCUAUAAUCGCAACUUUGGGAUCCCUCAUUUCCUGAUAAUCUUGAACAAGAACAGCUCGGUAAUCAUCUCGCUUUCCUUGGUGAAGCAUUUCCAGAAAUCGCAAGAAGCGACGUCUUGGACAAAUUGACAAAGACUUGCCAGAGAAAGGCAACCCUGACUGGGGAGAUAUCCACUUGGAAAGGGCCUGUAAGCGUCAAGUACGGCUUCUUAGCGAGUCAGAUCUGUCAUCAAAUCUUGAAUUUGUGCUCGCUUAGAUAUCCACCUCUAAAGCAAUGGAGCCACUUCAAAUGUCCUAUUGUCACUUCCACAUGCCAAACGCCAUCAACGAGGGUGGCUAUUUGUGGGCUCGGAAUCGCUUCGGUUGCUCUCGUCGAGGCUAUUGUCAGAAACUGUCAGAAUUGGGUAUCCAAGGUUUUUCUUUGUGGUAACCAAGUUGUUCAAGAUGAUCUCGUGGCCAACGCCAAUCCCAAUAUCUUCAAGAAGGCCGACAUUGGGAAAUCCGUGGGAGCUAUCUUGGAAGAUUAUCUGAAGAAAAUUGGGGCAACUUUUAGCGUCGAGCAUUUACCCUCAUUGAUUCCCGGGAAUUUGUCGAAAUUCCCGGCAGACUUUCUCCAGGCAUCAGUUCAAGUCUUUCUGAGUUGCGAUGAAUCAUGGGACAAUCGAAGAUUCAUUGGAGAGAUCAGCUCUGGCGGGUCAUGUCCAGAGCAUUGUCCCUCAUCGAACUGAAUCUUACAAUUGUAUUCCAACUCCAAUUGAGCCCACAUUUCCGUUCUGCGUCAUCAAAUCAUUCCCUCAAACCCACGAACACGCCAUAGCAUGGGCAACCAGUAAAGUUGAGAGUCUUUUCGAAACCAAGCCCGAGAUUUUCAAUGAUUUUUGGAAAACGUAUGGGGAUGCAUUGGAUGACCUAGCUGAAGGUCAAAUGCCUCAAGAAUGUUUGCUAGUUAAGAAGGUCCUAAACGAAUGGCAAUGCACCAGUUGGAAUGAUUGUGUAAUUUUGGCCAGGAACAAGUUCGAAAAGUACUUCAAUCAUAAAGCACUACAACUUCUGGUUAAUUUUCCCUCCGAUGUUGGGAAUUCCACGGAUAGCAAUUUUUGGGCGUACCCAAAACAAGAGCCACGCCCUGUCACGUUCGAUCCUACCAAAGAUUCUCACCUAAAAUUCGUUACGGAACUGGCGAAAGCUUUUGCGAGGAUGAUGAACAUACAUCCAUUGGAGGAGACAAUUGCCACAGAUGUCCUUAAGAAGGUCCAAGUCCGUCCGUUUAUAUCUAAAUCCAAGACAUUUGUCACCGAUGAUUCAGUUUCAAAGGAAGAGGCAAAGUCCAAUGAGAGCACUCUUGAUCACGAUAUUUUCAAUGAUCCCGCCAAACGAACUCAAUUUAUAAAGCAAUUGAAAGCUGCCCGGCUAAAGACACUCGACGUGAGUUCUCUGGAUGUUUCUACAAAGGAUAGGUUGGUGUUUGUGUUCUCUCAGAUGCGUUGCGAAAUGUACGGCAUGGCCAAACCCGAAGCAUCCGAGAUAUUCUAUACAGCAAAUCAGAAAUGUCCUUGCUUACCCUCCAUGCUUUCAACUUUGGCCAAUUUGGUUACUAUGGAACUUUACAGGAUCUCUUCGGCCAUGGACCAAGAAGGUAAAUGGCCUCUCGAUUUUAUUCCAAUGAACUACUGGUUCGCCGGAAUGACCUCCGAAGUGAUUUGCGCUCCAAGUCCAAUGGCCAAAGUUAUUCAUUCGACCAAUGACAAGUUUCAAUGGUCACUUUGGAGUGAGCUAGAGAUCCAAGGAUGGGCUGGAAUGACGGUUCAAGAAUUUCUGGAUUUAUUGGUCGAACAGCAUGAUUUAGACGUCACCAUGGUGGUUCAGGGAUCAAAGAUGAUCUAUGUUCAAGCACUUCCCAUGCAUGCCAAACGUAAAAUCAAGCCAUUAUGCGACUUUUUGAAGCCAGGUCCAAAUAAGUGUGCCACCCUCAGUACAACCAUCCGAUCGAAACAAAGUCAAGAUGAUAUCGAAGGCCCGCCAAUCCAAUUGAGGUUGCCAAUGAAGUGAUCCUGAUGUUAAUUGGUCCACACCACAUUCAGACAUCAUGAAACACGUCUCGUGAAUAAAAACAACAAUCAAUGCAA
This is a messenger RNA of Tigriopus californicus, 3183 nucleotides long. Its product is annotated as ubiquitin-like modifier-activating enzyme 6. The record is from RefSeq and is a predicted model, not a curated record. NCBI's taxonomy places the organism in Eukaryota, Metazoa, Arthropoda, Copepoda, Harpacticoida, Harpacticidae. Gene Ontology annotation, molecular function: ubiquitin-like modifier activating enzyme activity.